AUGCUCAUCGCAGACCAGCUGUACAAAGACGAACCGCGUAUUGCUCAAUAUGCUACCAUUUCUCGUCCCUGGCUGUCUGUCGUUGAGACUCUAACAUUUCGACAAUUACGUGUCGACUCUCACGAUCGCUUGCAUCAGACAAGUCAAUAUUUGACCCCUGAUCGCAGACUCGCCUUACGCCGCCUCGAUGUCACCAUUCAUCUUCCUGAAUAUGGAGAAGCUAAAUGGAAUAAGUUAGAGACCGAGGCCGAGAAAGCGACAAACGAUGAAGCCUUCUCAAUUUCCUUGACAAGACUCUUCGAGACCAUCAGUUCUUGGAGCACGCUCGCAGCAUCAGACUUACUAGAAUCGAAACCUUUGUCUUUUGCAAGAGGCGCCCAAUCUCGCUUCGCUCUCGAGGUACAGGCCAUUUGCAAAAGCGAUUUUUACCACUUGAAUUACAAGGAUCAAUACCGUCGCCGCUGUAAUAGUAAAGAGGAUCGCGAAAUGGCCAGACACGAAUCUAGUUAUUUGGAACUCACUCAAGAAUUGCCGCGAUUGCCUGAAGUUUCCGAAUUGAUCAUCCACGGCGGCGCACCACGUGUACCACGUGAGCUUCAUCCUCGGUAUAUAUCUGCAAAAGCUGCGUUGCGCAUUCUUGAGGCUUGCCCUUCCGUCGACAGAAUCGAAUUGCAGCUGUCUGACAUGGAGAGCAAAAACUUGACUCAACGCAAUAGUGAACGAGAAGGUACGCGAAUUUGCUUCUCUUCAAGAAUCAUUAAAGCUGAUACUCUGUAG
Molecule: messenger RNA, 777 nt
Organism: Aureobasidium melanogenum CBS 110374
Lineage: Eukaryota; Fungi; Ascomycota; Dothideomycetes; Dothideales; Saccotheciaceae
Exons: 1
Coding region: 1-777 (258 amino acids)
Source: RefSeq, a predicted model, not a curated record